AAAAAUAGAAAAUUUCAAUAUGGUGGCCAAAAAAUAUUUUGACAGGAUUUUCGCAUUUGGUGACCAAUUCUAAUCAUCAAGAGAAUUCGAACUGAAGUUUACUCCCAGGAGGAAUUUGAUUAUUCUGGACAAGAUCUAGAAGUCUGAUUUGAUUCUGAUUGUGUGAAUUGUUGUCAGUCAUAAUUUGUUAUUCUUUGGUAAUGCUAUUUUUUAGUGAAUGGAUAUUUUUUGCUCCACCAUUGACUGGUAAUGAUCGUAUUAUUCUGGAUUUCCUUCCUGACCAUCAGAAGAAUAAAUAGGGAACCAAUUGUUGUCUGGAAUUGGUGUAAAAAUUCUGCGAGCGCAUCCUACCUAUUGGUAUCGAGGACGAUGGGGGCGUGUGUUUGUAAAGAUAAAAAUGAUACAGAAAGACUUGAUGGGGGAUUACCGCGUCACCAUCACCAUGAUGUGCAGUCCCAAGUUGGCACCAGGCCUGGUCACAUGAGUAGAAGCCAUGUGAGCACCCAGACUGUGGAGGUAUCGCCAAGGGACCGGGCAGUUCUAGCCAGAAAGAGACCAACGUCAGAAGUGGACGAACUUGUCUUGGAAACGUUGGGUCUGAUCAGGACACUUGUGGACAAUGACCAAGAGCCUCCUGAAGCCAUGCUUACCCUGCAUAGAAUAGCUGAGAGAGAGUCGGGUUGGCUGGCCGUGGUGAAGUCUCUCAUUCGCAUCAUUCCUCACGAUGACCCACUUGGACCAGCUGUUAUCAUUCUGCUGUUGGACGACUGCCCGUUACCCAGCAAGGAAUCUAUAGCGAAGUUGUGUUCAAAUCUCAGGCUGAACUAUCAAGCAUCGAUAAAUGCCAGAGAACAUCCUCAGAAACAUAGGAAUAUUUGUGUGGUGCUUGGUUGUCUUGCUGAAAAACUUGCUGGACCAAUCAGUGUUCAUCUCUUGACAAAAGAUGUACUAGACUACCUCUUUGGGAACAUGAAUAGCUUAUGUAAUGAGUGUGUGACUUUGCACUCGCUCAUCGCCCUGGAGAAGUUUUCGCAAACAAGUGAGAAUAAGGUGACAAUUUCGAAAAAGCUGAAUGAAAUUGAACCCAACCUGUUAGAAUUCUUCGAAGAUUGGUGCAAUCACUCGUCAUAUACAAAACGAGAGGUCGGCUUCUGCGCAAGAUGGUGCUUGGAUAAUUUAUAUGUGCGAGAAGGUCGGCCGUUUUCCUACGAGAGAGUGAACAAGUCGAUAGUGAAUGUGAUGCUGAAUGACAACGAUGUCAGUGAAUAUCUCAAGUUGUCUCCUAACGGCUUGGAGGCAAGAUGUGAUGCAUCAUCCUUUGAGAGUGUACGAUGUACUUUUCAAGUUGAAAGUGGUGUCUGGUACUACGAGGUGAAGAUAAUCACGUCAGGAGUCAUGCAGAUAGGCUUUGCUACAAAACAUAGUAAAUUCCUCAACUAUGAGGGUUAUGGCAUCGGGGAUGAUGAAUUCAGCAUAGCGUACGAUGGCUGCCGCCAGCUGAUCUGGCACAAUGCGCACAGUGAGGCACAUUUGCAUCCUUGUUGGAAACCAGGUGAUAUUCUUGGCCUUCUCCUUGACGUGGACGGUGAAAAGAUUGUGUUCUCACUCAAUGGAAAAUCUCUCGCUCCAAAUGGAAAACUCUUCAAAAAUGCAAAAUCAGGAUUCUUUGCCGCAGCCAGUUUCAUGUCAUUCCAACAGUGUGAAUUCAACUUUGGCCUAUACCCGUUUGCCUCCCCCCCAGCCAGAAAGUUCAGCACCUUCAACGAACAUGGCUAUCUCUCUGACGAACAGAAAGUGAUCCUGCCAAGGCACAAGAAGCUGGCCCUUCUCCGGGCAGUUAGUGUGAAGGAGGACUCUUGUACUCUGUGUUUUGAUAACCGAGCAACUGUGAUAUUACAACCCUGUGCUCACACGGGCUUCUGCAUGACCUGUGCCUUACAGCUGGAAAACUGUCCUUUAUGCCGCGAGGUAAUCACUGGGAGAACGGAGGCAUCUUAGCAGCAGGAUUCUUGUCGCAGAGACAAUUGGACAGCUGACUUCACUGCUGGAUGAUAUUUGAAGGGAGACUAUAGGCAGGAGCUAGGGGACCAAUUGAUGGUUUAGAGACACCUAUUGGCAGCGUUGUGUAGCUUAUUCCGGCCUGUCUCUAUCCUUCCUAUUAACUCCCUUUAAGCCUAGCCUCACAUCUUGACCAGUGUCAAGUACAUGCCCAAUAUGUUACGCAGUCUGUCUUAAUUGAAACCGUAAGAGAUGUGAUAUUUUGUUUAAAUGUCUAUAUUGUAGCGACGAAAAUAUUUUCUCAAUUCUUAGAUACCUGUAGCUAGGCAUCGGCUCAGAAUUGUUUACAACGAAGGGGCUUGGUGGCUUUCACAUAUUAGUGUUGUAGAUAAACAUGCCUAUUUUGCACUACGAUCAUGAUUGCUAUUGUAGAUAUGGUAUAAAACCUGAAUACGCUCAUGGGUUGUUGUUUUUGUUGAUUCGUAAGUCUCCCCUCCCCCAAUUCCCCCCCAAUGAGGAACCUGCCAAUAGGGGGCCCUGCAGGCAAGUGGACCAUGGUUGUGAUGAGAAAGCCAUUUCCCGGGUAAAUGAAUAUUGAAUAUUCUCUACAUGGGGGAAUAGCACCAAAAAUAUUGUUUUAUUGGUCCUUAAUUCUAUUUUGAUGAGUUUUAGGGAGAAAAUCAACAAAACUUAAUUUUAAUGGAAAAUGCACUGGAAGUGUACCUUUAAGUACUGGUGCUGCCAUCUAGAUUUUAAGUUCUGCAGGUUCGUCAAUUUUUUAGUGUAAUAUUGAUGGGUAGAUUGCUUACUGUCUUAUAAUUACAGAAAUCAUUGUGGCCAUCUUGUUUUUUUAAAUCGCUACUUUGGCGUACCAUGGUGAAAAAUGCAAAUUUAAAAGGGACACAAACCUUUCUGGGUUUACUGAAGAAGCUGGCCUAUCAUCAGUGAAAUAAAGCAGCCAAUGAAAAUGUUCAGGUUUUUGGUUUUGACACCUAGUCUGUGGGCCGAUAUAAUUCAAGGCCAGGGAAAACCUUGCUUGUUGUGUUCAUCUAAUGUUGAUACUUGUACAAAAAAAGUAGUAAUUUAUUGUUUGUGAAGUGAUGAAGGUAAAUAUGAAUACAGUCCUGAUCAGUGAGCAGGAGCAGCUCUGGACUAAACGCCCUGAAAGUCCUUAUAAAGGUAAAUAUAAAUACACUGUACAGACCAGAUCAGGGAGCAGAAGCCGCUCUGGCCUUGUUGCUUUGGCUCUCAGCUAGCAGUUUAGGGGCUGCUGGUUCUAACCUUAUUGUCAGUGUGAGACGCUAGGCAGGGUGUCUUUGUCUAACUUGCCAAACUCCACCCAUUUGUAUAAAUGGGUGCCGGUCAGAAACGCUCAAGUUAAACAUUGAUAUGCAGCUCAUCCGAGUUCUACUGAAAUGUUUCAGUAUAGAGUUAAAGUGGGAAGUUGACAACAAAGUGUGCCAGAGUCGAUAUGUCGUAGUUGAUGUCACCAUGCUGCACGUUACUAUAGGGACAAAUGCCACAUGGAUGAGUGACGUACCUUUGACCACCUCGAUGGCAGAUCAUUCUGGUAUGGUGUCCUCUGCAGGCUCUUUUUAUUGUCUGUGGUUAUGUAUAAUUGACUGAAUCUAAGGUGCCAAACAAGACUAAAUUUAUGCUUGCAGUCUUUCAUUUCGUGCAAUAAAAAUUGAUUUACUGUAAGUUUGUGUAGUUUUGGGGGUAGUGGAUUGCCAUUGCAAAUUGGAGACUAAAGAUGAAUACUUCUUGUUCACAGAGGUAAAAUCUCAGAUGUUGACUUAAAGGGACUAUAUAGGCAGCAGCUGGGUAGGCAAGAUACAGUUACAUGAAGGCGCCAAUAGGGGUCUCUCCCAUCUCACAGUAAGUGAAAACUAUUCACACAUGUACGAGGAUAAAUGAAUCAAACAUGACCCAGUGCCCUUACUGUGAUGAUGGCCAAAUCAACCCCCCUGCUCCUGCCUAUAUUCCCCCUUUAAAAUAGUUUAGCCAAUGAGGGGAGAUUUCUUGGGGGAUUGAGAAAAGCAUACAUCUGAAUUUUAUCAUAGACACAAUGUAUAUUUGUAAUAAUGACACCAUCUUGUUGAAGUGGACCUUAUUUAUUUGUUUUUCAUGUUAAUGGCCAUCCAUCUUUGACACUGUUAAUGAUUUGGUGGAAGAAAGUUAUUUUGUAAAUGAUCAUGCUUGAUGAUGAAAUCAGUUCAUUAGUACAGUAGUGAAUUAAAUUGUUCCUUUUUGCCAA
This is a messenger RNA of Lineus longissimus, 4255 nucleotides long. RefSeq names its product RING finger and SPRY domain-containing protein 1-like. NCBI's taxonomy places the organism in Eukaryota, Metazoa, Nemertea, Pilidiophora, Heteronemertea, Lineidae. The transcript has 13 exons. Bases 250 to 1998 code for a protein of 582 amino acids. Gene Ontology annotation, molecular function: ubiquitin-protein transferase activity; protein binding. The record is from RefSeq and is a predicted model, not a curated record. Gene Ontology annotation, cellular component: cytoplasm.